Molecule: messenger RNA, 2734 nt
Organism: Sorex fumeus (smoky shrew)
Lineage: Eukaryota; Metazoa; Chordata; Mammalia; Eulipotyphla; Soricidae
Gene: DENND1C
Product: DENN domain containing 1C
Exons: 23
Coding region: 96-2480 (794 amino acids)
Biological process (GO): endocytic recycling; endocytosis
Cellular component (GO): intracellular membrane-bounded organelle; cytosol
Molecular function (GO): guanyl-nucleotide exchange factor activity; phosphatidylinositol phosphate binding
Source: RefSeq, a predicted model, not a curated record
GCAGAGUCGGCUCAGGGCGCAGCCCCGGGCCUCCGAGCACAGCCCCUGGGACCCCUGGGGAGAGAGAGGGCUCCUCCGGCCAGCCUGCAGUGACCAUGGGAUCCAGAGCUGAGGAGGAGCCCCCCGCCGUGUUCGACUGGUUCUUCGAAGUGGCGCGUCCCCCGUCCCUGCAGGAUGACCCCCUCAUCCUUCACCAGUUUCCCCGGAACUUCCGGGACCAGGAGGCCAUGCAGAUGGUGCCGAAGUUCUGCUUCCCCUUUGAUGUGGAAAGGGAACCGCCCAGCCCAGCUGUCCAACAUUUCACCUUCGCCCUCACGGACCUCACCGGCACCCGUCGAUUCGGUUUCUGCCGCCUUCGGCCGGGAGCUCAGAGCUGCCUCUGUAUCCUCAGCCACCGGCCUUGGUUCGAGGUGUUCUACAAGCUGCUAAACACAGUGGGGGACCUCCUGGCGCAGGAUCAAGUUCCUGAGGCCGAGGAAUUGCUACUUGAGAUCCUGCAGGAACCGCUGCCAGGACCCCAAACCUCUGCGGGGCUGAAUCUGGUCUGUGGAGGAGCAGUUUCCAGCACUCACUGCAUCCUGCCCCCUGCUCCCGGGAACAGCAGACCGCUUUCCUGCUUCGUGGCCCCAGACUCAGCCGGUCUGCCAUCCAUUCCCGAGAAUAGGAACCUCACGGAGCUGGUGGUGGCAGUGACGGAUGAAAACAUCGUGGGACUGUUCGCUGCGCUCCUAGCCGAGAGAAGGAUCCUCGUGACCUCCAGCAAGCUGAGCACGCUGACAUCCUGCGUCCACGCUUCCUGUGCUCUGCUCUACCCCAUGCACUGGGAGCACGUGCUAAUCCCCACGCUGCCGCCCCAUCUGCUGGACUAUUGCUGCGCGCCCAUGCCCUACCUCAUUGGAGUGCACGCCAGUCUCGCCGAGAGAGUGCGGGACAAAGCCCUCGAGGACGUGGUGGUCAUGAACGUGGAUGCCAAUACCUUGGACACGCCGUUCGACGACCUGCAGACGCUCCCUCCGGAUGUGGUGUCCCUGCUGCGGCUGCGGCUAAGGAAGGUCGCGCUGGCCCCCGGGGAAGGCGUGUCGCGGCUGUUCCUCAAAGCCCAGGCGCUGCUUUUUGGAGGGUACCGCGAGGCCCUGGUCUGCAGUCCGGGCCAGCCUGUGACCUUCAAUGAAGAAGCCUUCUUGGCCCAGAAACCCGGGUCGCCCCUGCAGGCCUUCCAUCAGCGGGCUGUGCACCUGCAGCUGUUCAAACAGUUCAUCGAAGGCCGCUUGGAGAAGCUUAAUACAGGAGAAGGUUUCUCGGACCUUUUCGAGCAGGAAAUCACCAGCAGCGGGGCUUCCUCGGGAAUCCUGCGCUCUUACCAGCUCUGGGCAGACAGCCUAAAGAAAGGUGGGGGUGCCCUCCUGCAUUCGGUCAAGAGCAGGACCCAGCCGGCCGUCAAGAACAUGUACCGGACGGCCAAGAGCGGCUUGAAGGGCGUGCAAAACCUUCUGAUGUACAAGGAUGGGGUCUCCUGCAUGCAGAGAGGGGGCUCCCUGAGGGUCCCCACCCCUGCCAGCCGCUCAGACCGCCUGCAGCAACGUCUGCCCAUCACCCAGCACUUUGGACGGAAUCGGCCUCUGCGCCCCAGCAGAAGAUUCCGGCUGCAAGAGGUUCCUCCUGGGGGUUCCCUCAGGGAACGGAGUCCCCCUCUGGACCCCGAGGAUGCCCAGGACCCUGGUGAAGAGGACACAUUGGACGGCAGCUUCCUGGGAUCUGGAGAGGAGCUGGAUUUACUGAGUGAGAUUCUGGACAGUCUCAGCACCAGCACGGCCAGGACUGGCAGCCUCCGGCCCAGCCAGAGCUUGGACUGUUGUCACCUGGGGGCUCUGGACAGCAGCUCCAGCCUGCCCGACAUCCCGGGAAGUCCCCAGUGGUCACUGGAGGAUGAGGACGAGGACCCGUCAAAAUCGCAGCCCCUGUGCCUGUCUGCCCCCUUGGAGUGUCUGCCACCGGCCCCGCCUCAGGACGCCCCUGCCCAGCUGCCCGUCAGAGCCAGUCCGGAAAUCAUGUCCUCAUGCCCACCCACCCAAGCUGGAGCAGAGCCGCACAGCUGUGGGGUCCCUGCACCCCACCUCCCAGAGCCACAGCCCCUCAUUCUCCACCUCUCGCCUCCCCAGAAGACAGCCGAUGAGCCCAGAGCCCAGGAGAGGCCCCCUUCCCCGCCCAGCACUGCACCAGAACAGCCCCCCAGCCCCCCAGGGAGCCCCCAGCGUGUGGUCCCUACAGAGCCCAGCGUGGACCCCCCAGCCUUGGAUUCUGGUUCUCCUGAGAGAACCCAGCUGUAUUCUGGGGUACCGCAAGUAGAUCGCAGCCCCCCGGAAGCCCUGCAGGAGCAGAGAGCACCCCAGUUUCUGAGUACAACUGCCAGCGACAGGCAGGAGACCCAGACCCAGGGUCAUCCCAGAGUAGCAGAACUUAAAAAAUGUUUUGAAAGUUAAAGGAUGGGGGGGUUGGAGCGAUGGUACGGCAGGUGUUGGCUUUGCACACGGCCAACCGGGUUCGAUCCCCGGCAUCCCAUGAGUCCCUGAGCACCCCCGGGAGUGAUCCCCGAGUGCAGGGGCAAGAAUAAACCCUGAGCACUGCCCGGGGUAACCCCACAACAAACAGGAAGAAUCAGGGUUGGGGGUUGGAGUGAUGGGACAGUGAGUCAGCCUCUCGCUUUGCACGCAGCCAAACCAGGGUCUGUCCCUGG